Messenger RNA from Xiphophorus maculatus (southern platyfish), 2152 nucleotides. RefSeq names its product microfibril-associated glycoprotein 4-like. NCBI's taxonomy places the organism in Eukaryota, Metazoa, Chordata, Actinopteri, Cyprinodontiformes, Poeciliidae. The record is from RefSeq and is a predicted model, not a curated record. The coding region runs from base 66 to 800 and encodes 244 amino acids. The transcript has 6 exons. Gene Ontology annotation, biological process: elastic fiber assembly.
CAUUGUGCCGGUUAUAAAAGCAGGUGAGACUCCACUGCUGCAGAACUCCACCUGACAGACAUCACAUGUUAGAUCCUUACAGAAGAGCAAUGACCAUUAAGCUGUUUCUUCUCCUUCUGGUUCCCGUGGCGACCAGCUGCUCAGCUCUCAGCCUCCCUCUGGACUGCAAUGAUGUCUACGUCCAAGACACCAGCCGACCCAGCGGAGUUUACACCAUCUAUCCCAUCGGAACCACAUCGGCCGUCCAGGUUUACUGCGACAUGGACUCUCUGGGAGGAAAGUGGACGGUUUUCCAGAGGAGGAUGGACGGCUCCGUGAACUUCUACAGGCCCUGGGAUCAGUACAAGUUCGGCUUCGGGAACGCGGCGGGAGAGUACUGGCUCGGUCUGGAAAAUGUCUUCCACCUGACUAAGAGGAGAACAGAGCUGCUGAUCGACAUGGAGGACUUCGAUGGAAACAAGUCGUAUGCCUGUUACACCUCGUUCUCCGUGGGCCCACAGUCUGACGGCUACAGACUUCACCUGACUGGAUUCACUAACGGAGGGGCAGGAGACUCUCUGAGUCACAUCAGUGGACAAAAGUUCUCGACAUUCGAUAAAGAUCAGGACACCUGGGUGAACAACUGCGCCCGAUCGUUCCUUGCAGGGUUCUGGUACUCCGAUUGUCACAGUGCGAACCCAAACGGCGUGUACCUCUGGGGGGCCGACAGCACUCUUUAUGCCAUCGGAGUGGAGUGGACGUCCUGGAAGGGCAGGGGCUACUCCCUCAAGGCCAUCAGCAUGAAGAUCCGUCCAGCAUAGUGAACUGGGAUGGGAUUGAAGCGUCAUCAGAAGUUUCCAGGAACCUGGAGUCUCCAGCAAUUCUGCAGGACGUGAUGAAAGAAGCGGCGCGAAAGAUUGGACUCAAACAAAUACUGGAGAAAUGGUCAGAGGCAGAGCAGCCGGUCAGAGUCGUCCCACUCAGUCACUGAACUCGGAAGGAACUCAGCAGCGUAUCAAAUCCCCUUCCUCAGCAAAUCCAGUGCGAAGUUCUUAGCGUUUUGCUAUAGUUGCCAUGAUGCCUGUGCAGCUCACAACAGCAGCAGCUCUCCUACGCUGCCGCACGGCGUAAACCCGGCCAGCAUGAGCCUCGUAGCGCACAUGUUGCAUUUGGAGGCAGCUCGGAAAAAUGGGUGACGACGUGUUGACGGAUUAAACUGUUGAACUGCAGAUGAGAGACAGGAGACAUGACACGGAAGAGCGGAAAUCCCUAUUAUAUCAAAUAGAAAUAGGAAUAAUGGAGAGUUGACCGUUCUAAGGUAAAAACAACGAACAGCGUCCAGUCCGGGAGAAGGGGGAGGGGGGCACGGUGCCGGUGUUACGCCGAGAAACAGCAGUAGCUCAGAGAACAGGUGUCAUUACGUAGAAAAAAAUGAAAUCCCUCUUAACUCUUCCUUUCUUCAAGUUAGCAGGGGGAUCUGUCUGUGGAUCUCCCUCUCCAUUUCCCCCCUCAUUCUGUUUCAGAUCUAAGGUAAAAACAACAACAACAAAAAAAACAUGGGACCGUUCCCUUUUGUCCUUUGUCAGCAAUUUUCACACUUUAUUUUUCUGAAAAUGUGUAUUUUAUUGUUGCUUCUGUAGCUGAGUUAAUUUCAUUUAUUUAUUUAUUUAUUAUUUUAUGAACCUUGUCAAGACAUUUUUAUUUCUGUUUUGUCAAAUUAACAUGUCUGCUGACAUGGCUAUUUCUGUUUUAUACUGCUUUUAUUUUUGGUUCCUAAUGUAAAUAUUGUUUUUUGGAGGGACGUUAUUAAUGUUGCACAAAGCAACGUUCAGUGACGUAGAUGCUGCAGCAGCCAGGCAGAAGCUGCCUGACUGAGCUGCUGGUAAGAUGCGCUCUGAAGCUACCUCUCACUUUUAAUAAUGUUUAUAUUGUUAACAAUAGUUUUCACAGCUUUUGUUCUGCAUAAAAAUAUAAUGUUGACUGUGUAAGUGUUUUUUAAAAAAAGCUUUGGUGUUGGUUAAAGUUAAUUUGUUACGUUUAUUAAGUUUGUAUAAAGUUUCCUUCCAAAAUGUGUUUGUUGGGCUGCAGGACUGUGACGGUGAUUGUGUGUAUCAUACCCGGUGCUGAGUGUGUCCCACACUGUUUUAUAGGAAUAAACCAACGCAGAGCUUGA